This is a messenger RNA of Emys orbicularis (European pond turtle), 5895 nucleotides long. RefSeq names its product mucin-2-like. The annotation marks the transcript as partial. The transcript has 5 exons. Gene Ontology annotation, molecular function: protein binding. Lineage: Eukaryota; Metazoa; Chordata; Testudines; Emydidae. The record is from RefSeq and is a predicted model, not a curated record.
AUGAGGUUCCUGGCUAUGAGCUCUGGGCAGCCGGCAAAGGGAGCGGACAGUGUGGGUAACGCCAAAGGAGCCAGCACAGACAAUGCCACCGGCAUUCCGGGUGUGGCAGUGAACUGCCAGAACGGGGGAACUCCCAACGGCACAGAGUGUAUCUGCCCACGGGGUUGGUGGGGCUACAACUGCGAGUGCUACGACCCAGCCAAGGCCUGCCAGAACGGAGGCACAGCCAUUGGUCGACUCUGCUUCUGUCCCCCGGGAUAUGGCGGAGAGCGCUGCGACUGCAGGGACAGUUGCGAAGCCUGCCAGAAUGGAGGCACGCCAGUAGGCAUGGAAUGCACCUGCCCCCCAGGCACAGUGACCACCUCCCCCACCUCCACCCCCACCAGCACAGUCACCACCUUCUCCACCUCCACCCCCACCACCACAGCCACCACCUCCUCCACCUCCACCCCCACCACCACAGCCACCACCUCCUCCACCCCCACCAGCACAGUGACCACCUCCUCCACCUCCACCCCCACCAGCACAGCCACCACCUCGCACACCUCCACCCCCACCACCACAGCCACCACCUCCUCCACCUCCACCCGCACCAGCACAGUGACCACCUCCCCCACCUCCACCCCCACCACCACAGCCACCACCUCCUCCACGUCCACCCCCACCAGCACAGCCACCACCUCCCCCACCUCUACCUCCACCACCACAGCCACCACCUCCCCCACAUCCACCCGCACCAGCACAGUCACCACCUCCUCCACCUCCACCCCCAGCAGCACAGUGACCACCUCCUCCACCUCCACCCCCACCAGCACAGUGACCACCUCCCCCACCUCCACCCCCACCAGCACAGCCACCACCUCCUCCACCUCCACCCUCACCAGCACAGCCACCACCUCCCCCACCUCCACCUCCACCAGCACAGCCACCACCUCCUCCACCUCCACCCCCUCCAGCACAGCCACCACGUCCUCCACCUCCACCCCCUCCAGCACAGUGACCACCUCCUCCACCUCCACCCCCACCACCACAGCCACCACCUCCUCCACCCCCACCAGCACAGUGACCACCUCCCCCACCUCCACCCCCACCAGCACAGCGACCACCUCCUCCACCUCCACCCCCACCACCACAGCCACCACCUCCUCCACCUCCACCCCCACCACCACAGUGACCACCUCCCCCACCUCCACCCCCACCAGCACAGUCACCACGUCCUCCACCUCCACCCCCUCCAGCACAGUCACCACCUCCCCCACCUCCACCCCCACCAGCACAGUCACCACCUCCCCCACCACCACAGCCACCACCUCCUCCACCUCCACCCCCACCAGCCCAGUGACCACCUCCCCCACCUCCACCCCCACCACCACAGUCACCACCUCCUCCAUCUCCACCCCCUCCAGCACAGCCACCACCUCCUCCACCUCCACCCCCACAGCCACCACCUCCUCCACCUCCACCCCCACCAGCACAGUGACCACCUCCCCGACCUCCACCCCCACCAGCACAGCCACCACCUCCUCCACCUCCACCCCCACCAGCACAGCCACCACCUCCUCCACCUCCACCCCCACCAGCACAGCCACCACCUCCUCCACCUCCACCCCCACCACCACAGCCACCACCUUCUCCACCUCCACCCCCACCACCACAGCCACCACCUCCUCCACCCCCACCAGCACAGUGACCACCUCCCCCACCUCCACCCCCACCACCACAGCCACCACCUCCUCCACCUCUAACCCCUCCACCACAGCCACCACCUCCUCCACCUCCACCCCCUCCACCACAGCCACCACCUCCUCCACCUCCACCCCCUCCAGCACAGCCACCACCUCCUCCACCUCCAGCCCCACCACCACAGUGACCACCUCCCCCACCUCCACCCACACCAGCACAGUCACCACCUCCUCCACCUCCACCCCCUCCAGCACAGCCACCACCUCCCACACCUCCACCCCCACUAGCACAGUGACCACAUCCUCCACCUCCACCCCCACAACCACAGUCACCACCUCCCACACCUCCACCCCCACCAGCACAACCACCACAGCCACCACCUCCUCCACCUCCACCCCCACCAGCACAGUGACCACCUCCCCCACCUCCACCCCCACCACCACAGCCACCACCUCUGCCACCACCUCCCCCACCUCCACCCUCACCAGCACAGCGACCACCUCCCCCACCUCCACCCCCACCAGCACAGUGACCACCUACCCUACCUCCACCCCCACCACCACUGCCACCACCUCCUCCACCUCCACCCCCACCACCACAGUGACCACCUCCCCCACCUCCACCCCCACCAGCACAGCCACCACCUCCCCCACCUCCACCCCCACCACCACAGCCACCACCUCCCCCACCUCCACCACCACCAGCACAGCGACCACCUCCUCCACCUCCACCCCCACCACCACAGCCACCACCUCCCCCACCUCCACCACCACCAGCACAGCGACCACCUCCCCCACCUCCACCACCACCAGCACAGCCACCACCUCCUCCACCUCCACCCGUACCAGCACAGUGACCACCACCCCCACCUCCACCUCCACCUCCACCAGCACAGCCACCACCUCCCCCACCUCCACCCCCACCAGCACAGUGACCACCUACCCCACCUCCACCCCCACCAGCACAGUGACCACCUCCCCCACCUCCACCCCCACCACCACUGCCACCACCUCCCCCACCUCCACCCCCCCCAGCACAGCGACCACCUCCUCCACCUCCACCCCCACCAGCACAGUGACCACCUCCCCCACCUCCAACCCCACCAGCACAGUGACCACCUCCCCCACCUCCACCCCCACCCCCACCACCACAGCCACCACCUCCACCCCCACCACCCCCACCACCACAGCCACCACCUCCUCCACCUCCUCCCCCACCACCACAGCCACCACCUCCCCCACCUCCACCCCCACCAGCACAGUGACCACCUACCCUACCUCCACCCCCACCACCACUGCCACCACCUCCUCCACCUCCACCCCCACCACCACAGUUACCACCUCUCCCACCUCUAGCCCCACCACCACAGCCACCACCUCUCCCACCUCCAGCCCCACCACCACAGCCACCACCUCCUCCACCUCCACCCCCAAUACCACAGCCACCACCUCCUCCACCUCCACCCCCACCACCACAGCCACCACCUCCUCCACCUCCACCCCCACCACCACAGCCACCACCUCCUCCACCUCCACCCCCACCACCACAGCCACCACCUCCUCCACCUCCACCCCCACCAGCACAGUCACCACCUCCCCCACCUCCACCUCCAGCUCCACCAGCACAGCCACCACCUCCUCCACCUCCACCCCCACCAGCACAGUGACCACCUCCCCCACCUCCACCUCCACCCCCACCAGCACAGCGACCACCUCCUCCACCUCCACCCCCACCAGCACAGGGACCACCUCCUCCACCUCCACACCCACGAGCACAGUGACCACCUCCCACACCUUCACCCCCACCACCACAGCCACCACCUCCUCCACCUCCACCACCACCACCACAGCCACCACCUCCUCCACCUCCACCACCACAGCCACCACCUCCUCCACCCCCACCCCCACCAGCACAGUGACCACCUCCCCCACCUCCACUCCCCCCACCACCACAGCCACCACCUCCUCCACCCCCACCAGCACAGUAACCACCUCCCCCACCUCCACCCCCAACAGCACAGUGACCACCUCCUCCACCUCCACUCCCACCAGCACAGCCACCACCUCCUCCACUUCCACCCCCACCACCACAGCCACCACCUCCUCCACCUCCACCCCCACCUCCACCCCCACCACCACAGCCACCACCUCCUCCAACCCCACCCCCACCAGCACAGCCACCACCUCCUCCACUUCCACCCCCACCACCACAGCCACCACCUCCUCCACCUCCACCCCCACCUCCACCCCCACCAGCACAGUAACCACCUCCCCCACCUCCACCCCCACCAGCACAGCCACCACCUCCUCCACCUCCACCCCCACCACCACAGCCACCACCUCCUCCACCUCCACCCCCAGCACCACAGCCACCACCUUCUCCACCUCCACCCCCUCCAGCACAGCCACCACCUCCCACACCUCCACCCCCACUAGCACAGUGACCACGUCCUCCACCCCCACCACCACAGUCACCACGUCCCACACCUCCACCCCCACCACCACAGCCACCACCUCCUCCACCUCCACCCCCACCAUCACAGCCACCACCUCCUCCACCUCCACCCACACCAGCACAGUCACCACCUCCUCCACCUCCACCCCCACCACCACAGCCACCACCUCCUCCACCUCCACCCCCACCAGCACAGUCACCACCUCCCCCACCUCCACCCCCAGCAGCACAGUGACCACCUCCUCCACCUCCACCCCCACCACCACAGCCACCACCUUCUCCACCUCCACCCCCACCAGCACAGUGACCACCUCCCCCACCUCCACCUCCAGCUCCACCAGCACAGCCACCACCUCCUCCACCUCCACCCCCACCAGCACAGCCACCACCUCGCACACCUCCACCCCCACCAGCACAGUGACCACCUCCCCCACCUCCACUCCCACCACCACAGCCACCACCUCUUCCACUUCCACCCCCACCACCACAGCCACCACCUCCUCCAACCCCACCCCCACCAGCACAGCCACCACCUCCUCCACCUCCACCCCCACCACCACAGCCACCACCUCCUCCACCUCCACCCCCACCACCACAGCCACCACCUCCUCCACCCCCACCAGCACAGUGACCACCUCCCCCACCUCCACCCCCACCAGCACAGUGACCACCUCCUCCACCUCCACUCCCACCAGCACAGCCACCACCUCCUCCACUUCCACCCCCACCCCCACAGCCACCACCUCCUCCACCGCCACCCCAACCAGCACAGUGACCACCUCCCCCACCUCCACCCCCACCACCACAGCCACCACCUCCUCCACCUCCACCCCCACCACCACAGCCACCACCUCCUCCACCUCCACCCCCACCACCACAGCCACCACCUCCUCCACUCCCACCACCACAGUGACCACCUCCCCCACCUCCACCCCCACCAGCACAUUGACCACCUCCUCCACCUCCACUCCCACCAGCACAGCCACCACCUCCUCCACUUCCACCCCCACCACCACAGCCACCACCUCCUCCACCUCCACCCCCACCUCCACCCCCACCACCACAGCCACCACCUCCUCCAACCCCACCCCCACCAGCACAGCCACCACCUCCUCCACCCCCACCACCACAGCCACCACCUCCUCCACCUCCACCCCCACCACCACAGCCACCACCUUCUCCACCUCCACCCCCACCAGCACAGUCACCACCUUCUCCACCUCCACCCCCACCAGCACAGUGACCACCUCCCCCUCCUACACCCCCACCAGCACAGUCACCACCUCCUCCACCUCCACUCCCAGCAGCACAGCCACCACCUCCUCCACCUCCACCCCCUCCAGCACAGCCACCACCUCCCACACCUCCACCCCCACCAGCACAGUGACCACCUCCCCCACCUCCAGCUCCACCAGCACAGCCACCACUUCCUCCACCUCCACUCCCACCACCACAGCCACCACCUCUUCCACUUCCACCCCCACCACCACAGCCACCACCUCCUCCACCUCCACCCCCACCUCCACCCCCACCACCACAGCCACCACCUCCUCCACCCCCACCCUCUCCAGCACAGCCACCACCUCCUCCACCUCCACCCCCACCACCACAGGCACCACCUCCUCCACCUCCUCCCCCACCAGCACAGUAACCACGUCCUCCACCUCCACCCCCACCACCACAGCCACCACCUCCUCCACCUCCACCCCCACCACCACAGCCACCACCUUCUCCACCUCCACCCCCACCAGCACAGUG